This is a messenger RNA of Hemisphaericaspora subhashii, 1029 nucleotides long. RefSeq lists its product as uncharacterized. The transcript has a single exon. The record is from RefSeq and is a predicted model, not a curated record. Gene Ontology annotation, biological process: pentose-phosphate shunt; carbohydrate metabolic process. Gene Ontology annotation, molecular function: 6-phosphogluconolactonase activity. Lineage: Eukaryota; Fungi; Ascomycota; Pichiomycetes; Serinales; Debaryomycetaceae. Bases 1 to 1029 code for a protein of 342 amino acids.
AUGACAACAACCGUUCCUUUAAUUUAUUCAUUCCCAGGAUUUGUCGGGGUUGCUGAUGCAGUAGCAGAUCAUGUCAUAUCAGCACAAAAUCAAACAUUAUAUAAUACAACUGAUUUAAAACAAAUUGAAAUCAUUAAACAACAAAAACCUCCCAUGUCAAAAACUCCAAGUACAGUUUCUGUAUCAAAUCAAUCUCCAUUACAUUCACCAAGUCAAUCUCAAAAUGGAAUAAAUUUUCAAAUGACUAGUAGUAGUAAUAAUGGCAAUAAUGGAGGAAAAUUUAAAAAGGAAAAGAAGAUCCCCAAAAGACAAGAAACAAGAUUUAAAAUUGCCAUUUCUGGUGGGUCCUUAAUCAAAAUCUUACAUCAAGGUUUAUUACCAAGACAAGAUUAUAUUGAAUGGGAUAAAUGGGAUAUUUAUUUUGCUGAUGAAAGAUUAGUACCGUUUCAUUCUCCUGAUUCAAAUUAUGGUCAAGCAAAAAGAGAAAUUUUUGAUUUAAUUAAAGGUGAUAAAAAACCAAAUGUUUAUCAUGUUGAUGAAUCAUUAAUUUAUGAUAAUCAAGAAGCUGCCGAUGAUUAUGAAAAACAAUUAAUAAGAAAUUUUGCUAAAAAAGAUUCCGUGAAAUUACCCAUGUUUGAUUUAUUAUUAUUAGGUUGUGCUCCUGAUGGUCAUAUUGCUUCAUUAUUUCCUAAUUUUGGUGAACAAUUACGAGAAAAAUUAGCAUGGUGUUUACCUGUUUGGAAUGCACCACUGGGACCCAAAAAUAGAAUUACAUUAUCAAUUCCAGUAAUUUGUCAUGCAGCAAGAGUCACCUUUGUAGUUGAAGGGUUAACUAAAGCUCCAAUUAUUAGAACUAUAAUGGAAAGACCAGAAAAGGGGUUACCAAGUUCAAUUGUUAAUGAAGGUGCAGCUGGUAGAGUUAGUUGGUUUGUUGAUGAUGCUGCAUUGAAUGAUUUAUAUGAUAUUACUAAAAAACAAUAUAAAUUCUUAUCAUUCCCUCAACCUGAUGAUGAAUAUGAAUCUAUAUAA